AUGAAGCCUUCCGGUGCCAACACAGGCUUCUUUCAGGAGCUACCCGCCCUACCGAAUCAGUUCUUUGAUGAUGCCAGCUUCCAGAGAGCAUUCCGACUCUUCGUUCCUAGCCAUGUGACAGAGCGCGUUGAAGUCGAAAUCGCCCAGCUGGGCGAGGAUGUCCUUUCCGAUCAGGUCUUUUCUUGGGUUACUGAUUCCGAGAAGAACAAGCCCUACUUAAAAGGCAGCGGGCGGGAUGCUUUCGGCAGACCAAGGUCUGAGCUUGUCGUCGGCGAGGGCUGGCGCAGCUUGCAAAACUUCGGCAUCGCCAAGGGCAUCGUCGCCACUGGAUACGACACAUCACUCGGAUCAUCAGCGCGCGUGGUGCAGUUCUUGAGAUUGCACCUAUGGGAAGGCUCUGCAUCAAACGUUCCCUGCCCGUCAGCUAUGCAAGAUGGCGCAGCGCGGCUGAUACAACUACACCUAGCCGAUGGCAACCUGGAUCCGGCCCAGCGACGAGUGUUGGAAAAUGCACUGCAGCAUCUGCUUUCGAGGGACCCGAAUGAGGCGUGGACGAGUGGACAGUGGAUGACUGAAAGGACUGGCGGUAGCGAUGUUUCCCUCACAGAGACCGUCGCCCGGUACGAACCGCCUGCGGAAUCGGCCCUGGCCGACGCCAAGGAAAACAUACCCCUCGGGCCGUGGACCAUCUCCGGAUUCAAGUGGUUCUCCAGCGCCACAGACUCAGCCAUGACCGUUUUACUUGCCAGAACUCAGAAUGGCAUUAGUGCCUUCUUUGCUCCCAUGAGGCGACACGACCCUUCUGCGAAGACUAUGGUUGGAAAGGCCAAAGGAGCAGCCGGUCAGGAGCUCAACGGCAUUAGGAUCCAGAGGUUGAAGAACAAGUUCGGCACUCAAUCCCUGCCUACAGCCGAGCUCGAGCUCGAGGGUAUGCGAGCAUGGCUGUUGGGAAAAGAGGGCCGCGGGAUCAACGAGAUCGCUACAAUUCUCACGCUUACAAGAAUUCAUUCGGCGGUAGCUGCUGUUGGUUACGUUGGCCGCGGUCUGGGCAUCGCAAGGGCAUAUGCCAAGGUCAGGCAAGUCGGCGCUGGACGAGGAAGGCGUAUGUUGCUGACGGAUAGCCCCUUGCACAUGCAAACAUUGGCAGAUAUGACGGGGGAAUAUCAUGGCUUGAUGCUACUAACCUUCUUCACUUCUUAUCUUCUGGGCUUGGACGAAAAUCCUCAAGCAGACAGGUCUGGUUUACCACCCGCACUCGCCUCCAUCACGCCUGACCAGAAACACAUUGCACCUCUUUUGCGUGUUCUGACGCCUCUCUGUAAGGCAUACGUCUGCAAGAAGUCAAUCCCGCUACUCUACAGCUGUAUGGAAGCUCUUGGUGGCGUCGGAUACCUCGUGAACGAGGAGACGGAGUACCUCAACAUCUCAAGACUCUACCGUGACUGUUGCGUGCUAUCCAUCUGGGAGGGCACCACCGAUGUUCUCGCAACAGAUUUCCUACGAGCACUGAAGCAUCCCAAGGGAGGGCAAGAGUCCAUCGGGGCAUUGGACGCUUUCUUGACUCAAAAGAAUAACUGGCCUGAGAGAACUGAGGGCAAAGCUGACAGGUGGAGUCCUGCCGAAUCCUGGAAGGCUGUCAAGGUAGCUCUGCUUCGGCAACCGCAAUCGGAGCUCGUUGGAGACGCAAGGCAUGUUCUGUGGACUGUUGCUGAAGCUCUCAUUGGCGUCUUACUAUAUGCAGACGCCAACAGGGACAAAAGCCAAGCAGCUUUCGACAUAGUUUCUCGCCAUAAAUUUCGUUCGAUCCAUGAGCUUAACCUUGGUGGAACGGCCGAGCAUUCGGAUGAGCCACAGGGGAGUAGGGAGAGAUUGGCCAGAAACUCUGCAAUCGUGUACGGCAGGGCUAAGGGGACGACAGAGCCAGUCGUGGCACCGUCAAAGUUGUAG
This is a messenger RNA of Colletotrichum truncatum, 1947 nucleotides long. Its product is annotated as acyl-CoA dehydrogenase. Gene Ontology annotation, molecular function: acyl-CoA dehydrogenase activity. The record is from RefSeq and is a predicted model, not a curated record. Lineage: Eukaryota; Fungi; Ascomycota; Sordariomycetes; Glomerellales; Glomerellaceae.